Messenger RNA from Colletotrichum spaethianum, 1650 nucleotides. RefSeq names its product endochitinase 42. NCBI's taxonomy places the organism in Eukaryota, Fungi, Ascomycota, Sordariomycetes, Glomerellales, Glomerellaceae. The record is from RefSeq and is a predicted model, not a curated record. Gene Ontology annotation, cellular component: extracellular region. Gene Ontology annotation, molecular function: chitinase activity; chitin binding. The transcript has 4 exons. Gene Ontology annotation, biological process: carbohydrate metabolic process; chitin catabolic process. Bases 1 to 1650 code for a protein of 549 amino acids.
AUGAUUGGAUCAACCCUCCUCCUACACCUUCUCCUUGCGUCCAUCGCGGGCGCCGUGCCGGCGAACGAGCGCCGCUCGGCGCGGCCAAGUUGCAAAAGGCCAGAGACCGCCGUUCAGUCUACAGCGGUUACCAUACCAUCAUCACAAGCGGCCACGGCCUCCAGCCCACCGGUGGUUUCCUCGGAUCCGGGUCCGGGUCCCAUCGUCGUGACCCCUUUUCUUCCUGGUUCCUCAGGGACAGGGCCGGCUCCGCCUGUCGCCUCAUCGCCCGUCGCCUCAUCGCCCAUUGCCCCAUCGUCCGUCGCCUCAUCGCCCGUUGCCCCAUCGUCCGUGGCCCCAUCGUCCGUGAUCUCCUCUGCGGUGCCCUCGGCUCCGUCGAGCGUGUCCCCGCCUCGGACAUCGGGCACCGGUGGUGUGUCUCCACCAGUCGCGAGCCCGGGAGCACCUCCAUCGGGUUACAGAAAUGUGCUGUACUUCACGAACUGGUGCGUUGAGCCGUUCAAAGACCAGUGGACAGUACUCAGGGGCGUCUACGGAGCCAACUAUCAGCCAGCAGACAUUCCCGCCGACAAGGUGACGCAUCUGCUCUACUCCUUUGCCGACAUCGCUGCCGAUGGAGAGGUAAUUUCGUCCGACCCCUGGUCAGACACUCAACGACAGUACCCGGGCGACUCAAGCCAGGCCGGAAAUGCCUACGGAUGCGUCAAGCAGCUGUACGCCCUCAAGAAGCAGAACCGCCAGCUCAAGCUCAUCCUCUCCAUCGGCGGCUGGACCUGGUCGCCAAAAUUUGUGCCCGUCGCCGCAACCGACGCGGGCCGCCAGCGCUUUGCAACAUCGGCCAUCAAGCUGAUGCAUGACUGGGGCUUUGACGGAAUCGACAUUGACUGGGAGUACCCCAGCAACGCCCAGGAAGCAGCCAACUUUGUCGCCCUCCUCAAGACCUGCCGCGAGGAGCUCGACAAGCACGCCGCGCAGUAUGCACCGGGAUACCACUUCGCCCUGACCAUCGCCUGCCCGGCCGGCCCGACGCACUACCAGAAUAUGGACCUCCGCGGCAUGGACCCCUACGUCGAUGCGUGGCACCUCAUGGCCUACGACUACGCUGGGUCCUGGGACACCACGACGGGCCACCAGGCCAACCUCUUUCCCGACCCGUCCAAUCCGGAGGCCACCAAGUUCAGCACCGAGGCCGCGCUGGCGUACUACCUCGGCCAGGGUAUCCGCUCCGACAAGAUCGUCCUGGGCCUGCCGCUCUACGGCCGCUCGUUCCUGAACACGGACGGCAUCGGCAAGCCGUACCAGGGAAUCGGGCAGGGGUCCAUCGAGCCGGGCGUGUGGCACUACAAGGUCCUUCCACGGGCCGGCGCUGUCGAGGUAUUCGACCAGACGGCCGGCGCACUGUACAGCUACGACUCGAGCUCCCGGGAGCUGGUGACGUACGACAACGUCCAGAGCGCCAACUUCAAGGCGGACUACCUCCUCAACAAGAAACUCGGCGGCGCCGUGUUCUGGGAGGCGGCCGGGGACCGCAAGGGCGAGGGCAGUCUCGUGGGCGCGCUGGCGAGCAAGAUGGGCACCCUCGACCCGACGCAGAAUUUGUUGAACUAUCCCAACAGCCAGUACGCCAACAUCAAGAACAACCUGGCAUGA